AUGGUUCUCAGAGGGGGCAAAUUUGAAGGGGCCUUUGGUGUGAACCGUUGGUGUGAACCUUCGGUGGAGGGAGGGAGGGAGGGAGAAGGAUGGGGGAGAGUUGGUUUCGUUUCUUCUGCCCUCUUUGUUGAUCGGGGGGGCCGGCCCCGCACUGGAGUGGUCGGCGGGCUUGUGCUGCGGUGUGGGGGUGGCCGGUUUCCAAUGAUGUCAGAAGUGCGGUCGGAGCGCGGAGCCCUGUGGUCGGACGCCGAGACCCUGGCGCUGAUCGCCGUCUGGAGCGAGGAGAAUGUGCAGACGGCGCUGGACGAGCAGCUCAGGAACAGCCACGUUUUUAAGUUCAUCUCGUCGCAGUUGCUGGACCAGGGUUACAUCCGCACCCCGGAGCAGUGCCGCAUCCGCAUCAAGGGGCUGAAGAGGAAAUACACGCUGGCCAAGGACAGCAUCAGGCGGGGCUGCAGCGCCAGCGGCAGGAAGAUCUGCCGCUUCUACGAACAACUUGAUGCCGUGCUCGGCUCCCGGGUUGCCAAUGAACGACCCGUCGUCAUGGACGCGAUCGCGACACCUGGCGAGUCGCAGGAUAUUAAAGAGGAGCAAAAUAGUCCUCAUUCCGAUAUAAGUCAGAGAGUUGAAUGCCGCAAUGGCCAUUGUUCCUCGGAGGAGCCCGAUCACUCGAUGGCUGAGACCAGCAACCGGCAAUUUGAGCCUCAACCCUCUACCAGUGCUUUCUGUACUCCCCGUGUCCGGCGUAUGCAUUCAUCUCUACCAUUUACACCUCAGCCGAAGAAAGCCAAGAAGCACUCACUGGAGGACAUAAUGGAUGGGAUGAUGGAGAAGUUCAUUCGCUACAGUGAAGCUGCAGAUGAAAAAUUUCUCCGUUACAUGGAGGCAUCAGAGGAACGGUUUGCUCGUCUUGAGCAGCUCCGUAUGGAAAUGGAGGAGAGGAUGAGGCAAAGUGAUAGAGAACAUGAAGCUCGUGUUCUAUUCAUGCUAGGACAGAUGAUGGGCCAUAAUAUGGCUGACUUUCCUUCCACAUCUACAGCUACUGAAGGUGAAAUCACUGAAAGGAAAGUAUUUUAGUAUUUUAGGCCACUGUUCAACAUUCCUUAAAAUGAAGUUGUGUCUUUGUAGCACAUUUUUAUUUUGUAUACAAUAUGUUUUCCAAUGUGACUGAAUACAGGUUCUCAACCAAAAUAUUUUUUAAAUUGUUCAGAAGUUUGCAUGUUGAAUGGUAAAUAAGUUCGUUUGGAAAAGUUAUUGACAGCAAUAGCUCAACUUUAAAUCAUUCUUUUCAGGGGUGUAUAUUUAGUGCAAAAAUUGAAUUCACUUUUCAACCAUGAAGUCGGGAGGAAAUAAUUGUAGCAGGCAGAGUUUCAUUUUCAAGCUUUGCAUAGGACUUUAAUAGGUACACUAUGUAAGUAUUUUAACUAUUCUAGGUGGACAAUACAGUGGACAUCCAAAUGAUCCAAUGUGAUCUUUCCAACCAUCAUGCAGAAAAAUCUUUUGCAUCAUCCACUGUCCUGUCCUGUCUUCAUUUGUUCCCUUUUAUUCCAAAGCACUAAUAGAAAUGGUUUGCUGUAGCAUUACAGGUCUUUCAUUCUGUUGGUUUCUGAGUAAUGAUUAUUUUAGCAUAUAUGCACUUAGCAAUGCUUCAAUAAAUGGAAAUCUUAGAUUAAGGGCAGUGCUCCAUAUUGAGAGACAUAUGGUUCCUUGGCAGAACUUAGUCCUGUGAGUGAUUGAGUGAAUGUUUUUUCAUGUGUAUUCAAAUAUUGACUGAUUUGACAUUCCAGUUAGGCUUGUGUGGCCUUAAGGAGAUCUUUCCCCUUUUCUGUGCCGAGGAGCAUGUGCUCCAACCAUAAUGUUCAGUAUCAUUAUCUUAAUGGUGAAGCCAAUCUUCUGUUACCAACAGGGCAAUAGAUACUAGUUUCUAUUUUUAAAACAAAAAUUGUGAUUUAAAAUUUUUAAGCAUUGAAGUCAGAACUUUGUUUGAUUUUAUUUUAGGUGAUGUAGAAAAUUGAGUAUUACUUCUGAUGUGGUAGUAGUUGCAAAUGAUGUGUAUUUGAUUUGUGAUGCAUGUAUUUCUACAUUGACCAUUAUGAAAUUAAAUGGGGCUAAUGUUGCUAUAAGCAAGGAGUUAAUAACUCCCAGGGAAUUUUGGGUAACAGAUUUGAACCAUUUACCCAAAUAAAAGUACAUACAAUGGAUGGAAUGCACAUUAGACACACAUGCAUUUCCUAACGAGAGAGUUGUUCCUCAGUUUUGUUUUGAGUUUUGCAGCUAAGCUGUUCUGUCCAAAUUGAGUCGUUCAUAAUUGGAAUCCCAUGAGGCUUUAAAUGCGAUUGGCAAAUGGUGACUUUGCAUAUAGGCGUCAUUGUAAAAUGGCUCAGUUAAUCUUGGGUUGUCAACAAAGGUGUUUUAGUUAAUUAUCUUUUUAACUCGCUAUGAAUGUAACUAGAUUAAGGUGCUGAGUAUGAUUAAACUGAAAAGUGGUAAGUUAACUGGUUAUUGGGUGAAAUGACAGUGUUUCUGCUUGUGUACCGAUCCUGAGUUGUCAUUGUGUGCUUUGUCUUGGCGGACACAAAUAUUAAAAACGUUUAAUACUGGUAGGUACUAAAAAAGCACAUGUUAAUAGAGGUUCAGUUUCAAGUUGUGUGACAUCACCAUUUAGUUACUGUAAUUUCAUGAAAUUUGGUAUUUUUAGUUGGUGUCUUUUGUUUAAACCCAGAAGUACUGCUAAAUCACAGAUGAUGUAAACUGAAGAAAGAUCUGUUCAAUAUCUUUAACCAUAGAAAUGGAGGAUUAACUGUUUGCCAUUGAGGAAUUUCUAUUUUUAGUGGAAACUUGCAGCUACUGUUGUGUCCACUUAAGAUAAAGAUUAAUGGAAGAGAUCUGGAGUAUGAAUUCUCACUGAUAGCCGGUUGUAAUUUGGGGAGAAAAAUGUCUUUUUGAAUAGGAGGGGUACACAAUGCGUUUGUGUUUUAAACAACUGAAUUGGAUGAUUUAUCCAUAGAUUGUAAAUAGAUCUCUUUCCAAUGGGAAAAGGAUCAAUUCUCUUUCACCUUGAAGUAUUUUUAUAAUUUUAUAUUGUAGAAUUGAUUGUUACUUAAGUAAAAUAAAAUAUUAAUAUUAAAAUUCUGUUUCACAGUGUGACCUCUGUUAAUAUUCAGAAUGUAGAGAUCAUGCAAAGGGUCAAAGGCCCACUUAGGGAUAAAUAAUGGAAGAAAACAUUUCUUUUGACAGUAUGAGAUUUUACAGUAGAGACAAAGAAUGCUUUGUAAAAUAUUUUUGUUACAGAUAUUCACAGAAUGAAGAAAUACAAAGACUCUAAUUGAAAAUGUUAAGAUCUUCUGUUAUUUAUUACUUGUAAAAUGUUUCCUUGUUUAUGAUUUGAGUUCCUCUACUUCUAUCUUUCUUGGGUCUAAUUUAUUCUGACUUUUUUAGUUUCACUCUGGAGCACAGAAAAUAUUUUGACUGAGAAGUGGCCUGAUUCCAGUUUCCUGUAAUUACAAGAUUGAAAGAUUUGCAGAAAGUUGGCACAAGUUGACAGAACAUGCUUGUUUACCUGGCUGAGAGGGUUAGUCUGUCAGUCGUUUCUAAAAGGUGGCACCUAUAUGUUCUAAUGAUGUGUCCAACAGAAGUGUCCCACCAAACUGCACUUGUUCCAUCUUCUUUUAUUUACAUUUGCUUUAUUUUUGUUUCCUAGUUUUCCUCUGCUUUAAUUGUUUGGUUUUUGUUCAGUUUGCUUCAUUACAAUUGUCCAACAUCAAUAUAUUUGUUCAAGAAAUCUUAAAUUUAAGCAUGUUACCAAUACAUCCAAAUUUACAAAUUCAUGAAUUGAAGCAAUCCUUAUUGUCCCUUUAUGUACUACCUCAAUGUACUUGUGUAUGGAAUGAUCUGGAUGGCGUGCAAACAAUAGCUUUUCACUGUA
Pristis pectinata (smalltooth sawfish) is the source of this 3925-nucleotide messenger RNA. RefSeq lists its product as uncharacterized. Lineage: Eukaryota; Metazoa; Chordata; Chondrichthyes; Rhinopristiformes; Pristidae. The transcript has 2 exons. Bases 1 to 1077 code for a protein of 358 amino acids. The record is from RefSeq and is a predicted model, not a curated record.